CAACACACACUCGCAAAGAAGUUAAUAUCUUGAUGUACACAAACAAAUUGUCAAUUUCGCAAAACAUUUCGUAUAGUAAAAUUUCCAAUUAGACCGUGAAUAACGCAAUUUAAAAGAACAAUAAAUUUACAAAAUAAAAAUGAAAAAUACUUUCUAGACACUAUAAGGACAAUAAAUAUUACAUUCAAACAUAUAAUGGGACAGAAUCAAAGUUUGACGGAUUCUCUCCCUGAUGUGGAUAGUGUCCAUAUGCAGGUCGUUCGUCACACUAAAGUGUUAUCGGAAAUAAAUUCCCUAACUUACGAGGAUUUUAAAACAUGUCUGGACAAUUUAAAUACACUUUCUCGCAAAUGUAUUGAUCCCAAUGGCAAGCAACUGGUGUUUUUAAUUAAACGUGGUACUGACACUUCAUUGUUAUGGAAAGCUACUGUUAAAAUAGCAUGUAUUAAAGUGGAUCCCCAGACACGCCAAAUACAUUCCUAUAAAUUUUUGAAUCUUAAACAAUUCUUAUGUGUAUUUAAAACUUUUCAGUCGCAUUUGGAAAGUUUAGUAAGAAGUGAAAAUCAAAGAGAUAUAAGACGUGGCUCGCAAUCUACACCGGAAGAUGAGGAACAUUCGAAUAAUCUUGAUAUGACGACAAACUUGCCGCAACAAUUUACCGCUUCAAUGUUUAUGAGUGCUUUGGGCAGUAGCACUGACAGUGGCAGCGGCUUGAGUAGUCCAACGACAUCUACUUGUUCUCACAACGAUCAUGUGGACGAAUGUUCUAUAUGUUUGGAUCGUUCAACCGAAGUUAUAUUACCUUGUACGCAUAGCUUUUGUACGCCCUGUAUAGAGCAAUGGAAUGUUAAUAAUAAAACUUGCCCGAUAUGCUGUGAAACUUUGGAAAGUACGGAUGAUACUUGGGUCAUGUCGAAUAUACCAGGUGUGGAGGAAAUAAAUGAAGAAAUUUGUGCAGAAUUCAUGAAUUUAGCUGCUAAAGAGCAAUAAAUAACUAAAAUGUUAAGAAUCUUAGCUGGCUUAAUUACAACCAUAAAUAUUGGAAUAUAGCCAUAGCAAUAAUUUCAUUCUACAAUGAACAAACCCAAUUCCUCAUACUACUACAUUUUCCUAAAUGUAAUUAAUAUUUGCUGUUUCUUAUAUGCAGCGAUUUAAAAAACAAUGUUUAAUAAUUUAUAUUUAUAUAAAAGUUUGUUUUUAUGUUAUUUGUAUUGAUAUUUUAACAAUAUAUACAUAUAUUUAAAUUAUAACCCGAAAAACUGGACAAUUUUUCA
Messenger RNA from Lucilia sericata (common green bottle fly), 1274 nucleotides. Its product is annotated as RING finger protein 141-like. Gene Ontology annotation, biological process: protein autoubiquitination. The record is from RefSeq and is a predicted model, not a curated record. The coding region runs from base 196 to 990 and encodes 264 amino acids. Lineage: Eukaryota; Metazoa; Arthropoda; Insecta; Diptera; Calliphoridae. The transcript has 4 exons. Gene Ontology annotation, molecular function: ubiquitin-protein transferase activity; metal ion binding.